Molecule: messenger RNA, 1113 nt
Organism: Schistocerca gregaria
Lineage: Eukaryota; Metazoa; Arthropoda; Insecta; Orthoptera; Acrididae
Product: transmembrane 9 superfamily member 4-like
Exons: 1
Coding region: 1-1113 (370 amino acids)
Biological process (GO): protein localization to membrane
Cellular component (GO): membrane
Source: RefSeq, a predicted model, not a curated record
AUGAAUGAUGUUCAGAUCCACUGGUUUUCCAUUGUGAAUUCUCUGGUUGUCGUCCUGUUUCUGUCUGGCAUAUUAACAAUGAUUAUGGUACGGACAUUACGGCGAGACAUUGCUAGAUAUAAUGCUGAUGAGGGACCCGAUGAAACUAUUGAAGAGACUGGAUGGAAACUAGUUCAUGAUGAUGUGUUUAGACCACCGCGUUACUCAAGAUUGUUUGCAGCAGUCAUUGGAAGUGGGAUCCAGAUAUUUUUCAUGGCACUGAUAACAAUAUUCUUUGCAAUGCUGGGCAUGCUUUCACCGGCAUCUCGGGGAGCCCUCAUGACUGCAGCAAUUUUUCUCUACGUCUUUAUGGGUCUGAUUGCUGGUUAUUUUUCUGCAAGGUUAUAUAAGACAAUGAAAGGAAGAGAAUGGAAGAGGGCAGCUUUUCUGACUGCCACUUUUUAUCCAGCAAUUGUUUUUGGAGUUUGUUUCUUCUUAAACUUUUUUAUCUGGGGGAAACAUUCCAGUGGUGCAGUACCAUUCUCCACAAUGGUGUCACUGUUAUGUAUGUGGUUUGGCAUUUCCUUACCACUUGUAUACUUGGGUUAUUACUUUGGGUUUCGCAAACAGCCUUUCCAGCAUCCAGUACGGACAAAUCAGAUUCCACGUCAAGUCCCAGAUCAACUUUGGUACAUGAAUCCUUUCCUAUGCACAUUAAUGGCAGGUGUACUGCCAUUUGGAGCUGUAUUUAUUGAGCUGUUUUUCAUAUUUUCUGCAAUUUGGGACAAUCAAUUCUAUUAUCUGUUUGGUUUCCUGUUCCUUGUGUUCAUUAUCUUGGUGAUAUCAUGCUCCCAGAUAUCAAUUGUAAUGGUGUACUUCCAGCUGUGUGGUGAGGAUUACCAUUGGUGGUGGAGAAGUUUUAUAGUUUCAGGAGGGUCAGCAAUAUAUGUCUUUGCAUAUUCAGUAUUUUAUUUUGUCACCAAGUUGGAAAUAACAGAGUUCAUUCCCACAUUGUUAUAUUUCGGCUACACAGCUAUUAUGGUGAUAACAUUUUGGCUUCUUACUGGAACUAUCGGUUUUUUUGCAGCAUAUGCAUUUAUUCGGAAGAUUUAUGCUGCUGUGAAGAUUGACUGA